This is a messenger RNA of Columba livia (rock pigeon), 11102 nucleotides long. RefSeq names its product Rho GTPase activating protein 36 (gene ARHGAP36). The transcript is spliced from 11 exons. The coding region runs from base 2859 to 4253 and encodes 464 amino acids. The record is from RefSeq and is a predicted model, not a curated record. Gene Ontology annotation, biological process: signal transduction. NCBI's taxonomy places the organism in Eukaryota, Metazoa, Chordata, Aves, Columbiformes, Columbidae.
CUCACCCUUCAUUCCACCUGGGAUGAGAGUAACUUUGCUGCUGAAAAUGGGGGAGCAACUGCAACUCUUUGGGAAUAGAAGGGGAGGCUGAGCUGAGCUUUUCCCAUGAGAUUUCCUUAAAUAAGCCUUAGUCCUAAAAAUAAGCAGGGAAAGUCAUUGCGGAGAGGAAGUACCAUGUUAACGCUCCCAGUGAAAGGCAUUUUAUUUCUGGUUUUGAGUUAGUGCGAUUCCUUCUAUGGCAUCCUCCUCCAAAGGGGGGUUUGUAGUACUCUGGCUUUUACCCCUGCUGCGUGUUGGCGUUCUCCUCCUUUCGGGGGGCGCCCGAGCCUGGGGCAGGGACACCCCAAGUGCUGUGCUGCCACUGGGCAGUUGGGCCAUUGGGGAGUUGGAUGUUGUCUAUGCCGGUCUCUAUUUUGCUUGCUCCUGUGAGCACGGAUACACGCUCGCUGCAGGAAGCGAGGCCGGGAUUUUCGGAGUUAUUAGCUGAAGCAGGAGUUUAUCAGAAAGCCAGCAAUGUGGUGUUUUAUAGGGCUAUUCUUGUAGCCUUACGGUGAGGCCAGAGAAGCAGCCACUUGCUCUUUUUCUUCCUGCUUUCUCUCCCUUCUGCUCCCUGUCCCAGUCGGGUCUCCUCCUCCUUGCCCAAUGCAGCCGCGUCCUCUGUGACUCCUCUCCAACCAUCCCUCCCCGUCAGCCAGUGUGGGCUGCGCCUGCAGAAAGGUAAUUUCUUUCAGUGUGUCUGUCUCAGCGGUUUGUCUGUCCAUCCGUAGCGUCUCCCGCUGCUCCCGGGAGCUCCCGCUCUGCUCAUCCCGCAUUUCUGGUGCGGCAGAAACACAAGAGCUGUUGCUGGCGAGUGGAGAUGUUCGAUGUUCUUGCCCGUCCAAGGCAUCGUUUCAUCUGUGCCCCCUUCUCCCAGCCAGGCUAUCCCAGGGAGCUCGGUGCCAGGAUCUGUUUGCAGAGCUUGGUAGGACCAGUCAGUUAUUUAAGUUUAAGACUGACCCCCUACAUGCAGCCCCGUUGAGACAGUACGUCAAAUAUGUUCUUAAGGGGCUCCUUCUUCCUUCCACGUAUUUAUUUCCUGCAGGAUGAGUGUUAUAAAAAGCCAUGCAUUAUGUUCAAGGCUGAUUGCAAAGCUCGUGUUGUGAAGGGGUGCAUGGAGCGACAGGAAGCUGAGGGGUGGCCAAAAGAAGCUGCAGAUCCUAAAGAACAGCCCCUGAUGUUUAAUCAUUUAAUAAUGAAAAAGCCCCUUUUCCAGCAAGACACGAAUGGGCUGUGCUUCACCUAAAAUUUAACUGGGUAUCAUGACUCUCUGGCCCCUUUGGUGGGGUCAGUGCUACGUCUGGCUGCCGUGGCCAUGGGGUCGCACCAGCCCUUCCUGGUGAUUUACCCCUGGUCCAGUGUAUAGACAGUCACGGGCACCCGGGUACCCCAGUUUUGAUUGUCCUGAGGUGCUGAGCCGUUCUCAUGUUUGCCACCGUGUCCAUGCUGAGGCGUGUUGUUUCUGUACUAAACACCAAAUGUUUCAAGAAUAUCUUUGUUUUUAGCUGAAUUGCCUUUUUGGCGUGGCCUUCUGGGGAAUUCAUAACUCUUUUAUAUAUAUAUAUAUAUACACAUAUAUAUAAAAUAUAUUUUUUUAAAUUUAUGUAGCUUCCUAAAUAUCUUUAGAAAUUGCAAACCUGGCCAAAAGAAACACUGCCCCAGAGAGCAGCCCUCCCUGGGCACAGAGGCUGAUACAAGAGCCUGCUGGGACUGCCCCAUCACACUGUCCUGUCCUCACCCUCAGCACCGGCCCUGGGAGAUUUCCAGGCAUUUAUUGUUCGUGAUUGCCCCUCUUUGGGAGGGCUCCUUUUGGAGCUUGUACUCUGGCCACGUCUUCGCUGCGCCCACGCUGGUAACCUUGGUCCCGUCUCCUGCUGACUGCUGCUUUGUGCUCUUUGGACUGUGGCCGCUUCGCUGGGUGCAGGAGGAGCAGCCGCAGCCCCUCGGCAAGGGGACGGAUGCCCAGGUCGGUGCGGGGUGAGGAGCUGGCAGCGUGUCCCAGCACAACCUCUCAGGGGGCUGCAAACAACGGGGAGAGCUCCCCAGAGAUGGGGGAGACGGGAUGGGGCGCUUGGCUGUGACCUGUGCGGGGCUGCGGGCUGCAGUGCGGCCUGUGCCGGGGAUCCAGGCAUUGGUGAGGCUUCCACAGCACUGGUUGGUGCUGGACGUGUCCGAUUUACAAGAGAUGAAGCUCAGUGUGGAGUAUUAAAUUAAGAAAUAAACCAAUUUCAAAUGGGGGAAAAAGGCAGAAAAGAAGAGCUUGUGAGUAAGAGGGGUCUGUAAGUCUUAUGUAGUGGAAUAUGAGCUGCUUUUUAGGGUUUUUAUGGCUGAAAAGAAAUCCCAAACCCCCAAGGUCUCUUCACCUGCCCUGGAGGGAAAGUGUUACACCCACCCUUCUGCAGCGUGUGUAUGGGAAUGUAGCGGAAGAUUGGCGAGGUGGUUGGUUAAAUGUAAAUACGCUCAAGUGACUUGCAGCUGUCUGUAGAAAAAGCCCAUACAUCACACUAAUUGUUUCACUGACCUUGUGUGCUUGACGAGUAGAACCUGUGUUAGAUAGCACAGGCCUGUGAGGAACUCUAGACCCGUAUCACUACGUCUGAGAUCCCUGCUUUGUUGUGAGAAAGAGCGGGAGGCUGUGCCUGCCUGGAACCUUGAAAUACAGGCGAGCUCAGCAGGCCCAGUGAUCUCCUACCAGGGCUGAACUGACCAGCGCCUGCGUCCCCGCUGCUGUCACCUCUGCAUGGGAGCUCAGGUCUGGCUUUGGAGACCCUGCAGUAGAGAGGACCUUAGUCUCAGCUCUUCUGCCAGAACCAAGCACCAAGAUGCAGCCCGUGCCCCUGCAGAGCCUUUCGGAGCUGGAAAGAGCCAGUCUGCAGGAGAUCGCUCUCUACCAGCUGCAGGAGAAGCUGCUGCUUGGGGAUCUCAGCCUGGCUAAAGUUGGACCUAAAGGCAGUAAAUCUAUCCGUCAGAAACUGGAGAGCUUUUCAAAGGAGAAGAAAGACUCUUCUCCUCAGACGUUUGGGAUCCCGCUCUUCCAAGUCAUUGCCAAUGACUGUGCCUACAAGCAGCUGCAGGACGCGGUGAAGAAGAGCCGCCGGCUCUGCCUGGAGGUGGAAGCGACAGUGACGAGAUUUCGGGCUCAGAGGCAGAAGAGGUCGCCGAUGGGCAGGAGCUGUGUCCUGGUACCCCAAGAGGUCUUCCCGGAGGAGCCGCUUUCCCCAGCUCUUCUCAACAACAGCUCCUGGAGCCAGCGAAGGGGGGCAAUGUCCGUGGACUCCAUCACUGACCUGAGUGACAACACAUCCAAGCUGCUGGAGGCACUGCAGCUGUCACACCCCCACGAGCUGGAUCCGCAGAGAAGCCUGAGCAAGAAGAAGAUGUUGAGCCUCAACCCCAUCACCCGGCAGGUCCCACGGAUUGUGGACAGAUGUUGCAAACACAUUGAAAUGCAUGGUCUCCAGACGGUGGGCAUCUUCCGGGUGGGGAGCUCCAGGAAAAGAGUUCAGCAGCUGAGGGAGGAGUUUGACCGAGGACUGGAUGUUUUCUUGGAUGAGCAUCAGAGCGUUCAUGACGUGGCUGCUCUGCUCAAAGAGUUUCUUCGGGACAUGCCGGACUCGCUGAUUCCCAGGGAGCUCUACGCAGCCUUCCUCAGCACAGCCUCGAUGGAGGGUCCAGCUCAGCUGGCUGCUCUCCAGCUGCUGCUCUUCCUGCUGCCCCCCUGCCACAGCGACACGUUGCAGCGGCUCCUGCGGUUCCUCAGCGAGGUGGCCCGGCACGCCGAGAGCUCCUGGGGCCCUGACGGCCAGGAGAUUCCUGGGAAUAAAAUGACAGUUUCCAACUUGGCCACAAUCUUUGGUCCCAACAUCCUGCAGAAAGAGAAGCCUGGAGAGAAAGACGCUGGUGCAAUGAACUUUGAAGACAGUGCUGCCAUCAUACAGGUGCUCCAGAGGCUGAUUGAGCACUACCAGACCUUGUUCAUGGUCUCUCCAGAAAUGCAGCAUGACAUCCUGAGGAGGCUAUUUCAGACAGACCCCGAUGUCAUUGACUACCUGUUGCGCAGGAAGCUCAACACCGUGCUGAGCAUGGAGAGUGAGGAUUCAACAGAGGACCGUGCUCCAUCGCCUCUGCCUGGUCGGACCCGCACCCUGGAGAGCAGCUCGGUCUCAUCAGAGUUGUACAGCAGCGUCUCAUUCCUAAACCUGGAUGUUGGCAUCUAGCGAGCCCGGUCCGUGCCCUCUGCCCUGCCUUCUGUGGACAAAACUGGGCAACAUUUCCCCAGCAAAAAUGAGUCCUGUAUCCCACUUCGGAGGAGCAAAGAAGUGAAGGGCGUGCGAAUGUCUGUGGGAGCACCUUCACUACCAGCAGACAUGCCAAAUUGUUCUGGUGUAGGCAGACCUACAGCACGAGAGGCAUUUGCAGGUUGCCAGCAGAAGGACUUCCACACGUGGGCUUGUUGCUGGAUGGCAACCAAGCAACCUGUGUGCUUGUGCAGUGGCUGUGUGUGAAUGCUGUGCAGGCAGCGGUGUGGAAGGGCAAGGUGCUCUGGGAGCGAGCCAGAAAGCUGUUGGCAUGUGCUGCAGCUUGCCUGCAGGUCUGAAGCGCUGCCGUGCCCUCCGCUGGCACUGCCUCUGCAAUCUGCUGCUUCAUGGGAGCUUGGGGCGUGGGGUUGCCCUCCCCAGAGCUGUGCACAGCGCAGGGUUAGCAGCGCACAGGGUGACAGCACAGGCAGGAACUGCAGGGUGGCUUCGUGGCAUCCCUGUCUGGGGUCAACAACCUUUUUCCUCAAAUGACCACCAGCCGCAUGCACUGGGACAGCGAACCGGUGCAGACUGGGGAGCAGCAGGUGCGUGCCUGGCAGCUCACGCUGUGCUUGGUGGACAGGGCUGGGAUGUCCAAAGCAGCACCAUCUGGGGUGUAACACCUGCAGGAUCUGCUGGGCUCUGGGGGAGCAGAGGCCUGGGGCUCAGAGCCUCUGCGCACACUGGGAGGACUCUGGCCCGAGGCAGAUGUGGAUGGGACCAUGAGCAGGGCAGCGAGGAUGGAAAAUGCGGUCCAGCUUCAUGCAGUUGGUGCUUUGGGAUCCCGUUUACCGCAUGUUGCAUCACAGGCUUGUGUGGAGACAAAGCGCUCUUGGAGCUAAAGGAAUGUCAGUGGAGCUAAAGCAACAGCACCAGCAUUGCAGACACCCUGGCCCACCGUGUUCGGAAUGAAACACAGCUUUCUUCUUUGUUUGAACCCAGGUUUCAAACUGCUCGUUUUAUAGACAGAAAACACUGUAUCGACCCCAAAAUGUAUGCUUGGUAUAGUAAGAGGGAACAGUAACUGAAGGAAAAUAGAAGUCUAUAAUCCUUAGAGUAUAAUAUUCAGUAAAUAGACCUUCUAAUGUACUUUACAGAUUAUGGUGUCUUUUCACCAUCUUUGGCUGAGAAAUAUCUGGUUUGGUUUGUUCCUGCUGCUCAGGCAUUGGGUGUCACUGCCAGCUAUGUGCAAAUGUAUGUUUCUGGCUGGUAUGGCAGAAUGGAUGUUAUCAGCAAAUAUUUUGCUUUCUUUCCAUUCACUCUCCCAGACACGGCCUGGAGUCGGUGCUUUGCUCUGGUUCGGGUUAGGUCAGGGUUUGGGGGAGACUCUGUGGCCUCCACAGUGGGAUUCCCGGGAGUCCUGCUCCACCUGGGCAGCUGGGAAGAGGCUGAGCACCAUCUGGGAUCCAUCACCUCUAAAAAUGGUUGCACCACCAGUGUUCUACCUGAGGGCCACAGGGGACCAAUGUGGCCCGUGUGCACCCUAAAACUAGUCACCCACUGACUGCAGGAGCCACUUCCCAUGAGCUGGAUCCUGGUGGCUCUUCUCCAACUAAAACCCUUCAAGACUGACUAGGAUUGACUUUAUUGUGCGAUAAAGGGGAUGCCCUGGUGUCCCCUGGACACAUCUUGAAGAGACAGGGACAAUAUUCCAGGCAGGAAUGACCUGAUGAGGGGAUCCAGGAGAGAACGGGGGCCUGGGAGUGGCUGUGGAGGUCACACCCCAGGACAUGGGUUGCCACACGGGGCCACAGUCCCUGAAUGUGAGGCCUGGGUGCUCCAGUCUAGCUCUGAACGUUGCUGAGGUGGCAGCAGGUUUUAUGGAGCAUCAGCCUCCUCGCUUUGGAGCUGCUGCCUCCGGAGCUCCUGUGCAGCACGCGUGGGCAGGGUGGCGUGUGCCUCGCGUUUCUGUGCUGUCCUCCUGCUCGGGACGAGGUGAAGCGCAGGCUGUACUCGCUCUUCGGUUAUCACUCCUUGUCUCCUCUGGAGGAAGAGCCCUGGGCUAGAUGGCUUCAUCCCCUGGACCCUGGUCUGCCUCUGGCUACAAGACAAAACCCUGCAAGGUCUCCUUUCAUGGGUGUUUAUUUGUCAAGCAUAUUUAACUGGCUCCUGGUUCUGCAAAUGUCUGGGCAACGAUUCAGCAUGAUGUAGAUGAGCUGGACCAAGCUCAGAUCCCUGACUUAGGUGUGAGAGGAUUUACAAGACUGGCUUCUAGACUGUGCCUGAACUUCCCUGAACUGCCAGGUCUCAUCCUAUUGCCUUUGCAAAUGGUCAGGACCCAGGCAAAGAGAAAGGAUUUGGCCUGCUCCUCAGGGCCUCCUCCCUGGGCUGGUUCGCCAGGUGCUGUGCCGAGGUGUGGGCAAACACUCGGCACCUCGGUGCAGAUCCGCGCUCCGGCAACGCUGGCAUCUCGCUCCGCGAGCAGGGAGCCACAGCAUGGCUCGUGUCCCUCACCACCAGAACAGUGCCAUGGCUUUGGCUACGACUUGUAGCAUCGAGGGGAUGAUUAACAAACGCACGAUCCUUUCUGCGCCCCAGCCCGAGUGGGAGGGGUGUUCGCCACAGCCUCGGCUGCGUCUGCCCAGCGGGUCGUUCCCACCGCACGGUACUGCACCUUCUCAGCUGCACUGCUCAGCGCUGAGCUCUUAUUUUGUAAAGGGCCUUCCCGGCGGAUGGGUACUGCUGGGAGGGGUGGAAAAGUAGUCCCCGGAGAACAACAUGCUGAAGAGAAGAGUGUGCGCUGAGAGAUAGCUGUGAAAGCCUUCCAAGAACUGAUAAGCUCCAGAGAGGAACAGUGCUGUUGGGUCUGCAGGAGUGGAUAAACUUGGGACACCAUGAGUCUGCUGAAGGUUUCUGAGAGUCACCAGCGCACUGGAACAUCAACUGUGUAACCAACGCCAUAUACAAGGAGGCCGCAGCUGCUCUGUGCAGACUACAGGAUUAUACCUGCUGCAAGAGCAGACCCUCUAGGCCACCUUCCUUCCUAGAAGCCUCUGGCAUCUCAGCGUGACCCUCUGCUCCUCAGUCAGCACUGGUCUCACUGUCCCAUGUGGUUCAAGUGGCCAGUUAUCUCCUGUUAGUAGUAGCAGCUUGAGUUCGUUAACAGUAACGAACUAAUGAGGACAAGAUGUUCCAGUGACUGUUGUCCAUGACUUGAUGGUUGGUCUCUUUGUGUCCCCACUGAGGAGGAGAAUUGGGAAAGGGGCAGAUCCUCAGGCUGGGAGGAGUUGUUACGAAUGUUCGCCGAGAAUUUUGAAUCCAGGAAAAAGCAGGUGGACAAGUGGGCACUCAAAUAAUUGUGCUGAGCUGAAACCUGGGCUUUUUUUUGUCCUCAUGGGGGAAUAUGAAGUGUCGGAGCUCUAGGUGUACAGACGGUGGACGGAUAUGACUCACUAGGUGAUGGGCCAUCCUGGGGAGAAGCUUCUUGUGUGUUGGAUUCCUUGGGGACCAAAGAGGAACAUACUCUAAUGGAAGAUGAGAGGGAAAGGCACAGUUGUGCAGUAGUGGUGAUACAAAGGCUGGAAACGUGUAACAUGCAAGGGGGUAACACAGAGAAGCAGGAUGUCCCACCACUGCCGGCAGCGCUGGGCACAGCUCUGAGCCCACUGUCAGUCUGCGGCCUUGGCAAGACAACAGCCAUGGCAGUCCAUGGAGACGCCACAAACCUUCUGCAUUCCUCACCUUCAGUUCAUUGUGGGAACAUCACAAGCACUUUGCUGCCCAGACAUUUUGGUGUCUGCAGCUGUUAGUGUGCUCAUAAAGGAGGAAAACAGAAGCGUCCAAUAUGACAUUAAGAUCUUGAGUAGAGCACAAAAUCAGCUCCAUGCCUUGUCAUGGCCAUAGCUCAACCUGAUACCACAGCUUCUAGGUGUAGCUUUGACUUGGUGUUGUUACCAAGAGCAAUCAAUCUGGCACUGACGUCAAUGUUGAGAAGUCCACGCAGCCUCUAUUGCAUAUUUUUGGUCAAAUUUUUCAGUCUCAGAAAAGAAAAAACAAAGUAGAGUGAACAUUUCCUCAUUCUCUGUCACCUCAGAGAGUCACUCGGAGGGAGGCUGUCGUGUAGAUUGAUGCCACCAGCAUCACUUCGGCUUCUCUCCCUUGAUUCCUCUGAGCUUUAAUUUGUUCUUCCGCUACUUUUGCCAUAUACCCUUCUGUAAGAAUUAAGUGUGCAGAAAUUAUAGUGUAUAAUAUAUGGACUUUAUCAAAUUCAUGGCACUUGGAAAAUAAGCACUGCAGAGCUAUGCCAGAUCUGAGGAUGUGAGCGAUAUGGGGGUUGCAGGUGCUUGGCUAACAGUUCUAUACAAGACUGUUGUGUUGAGCUGUCUUUAUAUGUUGCCUCCCACCUUGGAAGCCAAACAAGGAUAGAAAGGGUGACUGAAAGGUUGGUGGUCACUGCUGGGUGUUACAACAGGCAUCUACAAGAGCAUCAAGCCCACAAAGGCUUCCUGACAGACACUGUUCCCACCGAGCGAUGGGAAGAAGUGCAAGGUGCUGCAGAGCUGGUUUCAGAAGCACCACUACAUGGGACGUAGAAUCAUAGACUCAUUUAGGUUGGAAAAAACCCUCAAGAUCAUCGGGUCCAAUCAUUACCUAAGCCUGUCACUAAACCAUGUUCUUGAGAACCUCAUCUCCGUCUGUCCAGCCCUCCAGGGCUGGUGACUCCAGCACUGCCCUGGGCAGCCUGUUCCAAUGCCCCACAGCCCUUCAGGGAAGAAAUUGUUCCCAGGUCCAACCUCAACCUCCCCUGGCGCAACUUGAGGCCGUUUCCUCUUGUCCUGUCGCUUGUUACUUGGGAGGAGAGACCAACACUGUCCAUGCUACAACCUCCUUUCAGAUAGUUGUAGAGAGCUAAUAGAAUCACCAUCCAGCUUAUAAUAAUAAUUAAAAGCACUAUUAAUUAAUAAUAAUAAUAAAAAUCACCAUCAUCGCCAUCAUCUGAAUGGGACAGGGAUGCUGAAAUGCUAGGGAGACACUUGCUUGGCUUUCCAAGGAGAGUCCUUUUGAAGCUGACUUUCCCAAUGCCGUGAUGGUGGCAGAAGAGGGCACUGGGGCUCAGUGGGAAGCAUUUACUGCAGAAAAUGUAAACAUCAUGUAGGGCCUUCCUAGCCCCACACCGCAGGACUUGGAACCUGCGCGGUUCCGGUUGUCGCUGCCGAUGGGGAUGUUGCUAAAAACUCCAGCUGAGGGCAGCCCAUCUCCAGCUGCUGCUGCUUUCUGCCCAGGAACUGCCUCCUUAGAGCAGCCCGCAGACUUUCUCUCCCUCAAAAGCACACUGGCUGUCACUGCCUGGCAUACACGAGUAUUUGCUUACAACUUGUUUUAUUUUAGCCUCACAAAAUAAAAAACCCCUUUACAAAUCAGUUGCAAAGCACCAUCAUUCAUGAAGCAUCAGCAUCACUCUGGACCAGCUCUGAAAAAGCUGGGUAACCUCUGUUAUUCUUCAGAUACGGUGAUUGUCAGGCUCUUUUCCCCUCCUCCCCAAGCUGAAUUUACUGUGAUUUCACCUUUUGAAACAAUCUGAAAGUUUCUGUCUGAAGGGAAAGUAACUACCUGAAGGGCAGUUCUAGCCAGGUGGGGAUUGGUCUCUUCUCCCAGGCAUCAGCAACAGGACAAGGGGCCAUGGGCUUCAACUCUGCCAGGGGAAAUUGAGGCUGGAGAUUAGAAAGCAAUUCUUUACAGAGAGAGUGGUCAGGCAUUGGAAUGGCUGCUCAGGGAGGUGCUGGACUCACCGGCCAUGGAGGUUUUUAAACUGAGAUUGGACAUGGCACUUAGUGCCAUGAUCUAGUCAAUGGACUGGAGUUGGACCGAGGGUUGGACUGGAUGAUCUCUGAGGUCUUUUCCAACCCAGUCCAUUCUGUGUGUGAUUCUGUGUAUCUUGACAUUUCUAGACCCCCAGUGCCAGUGUGGGGGUUGGGUUGUUGUUGGGGGUGGUUGUUGGCUGGUUGUUUGCACCAACACCAACAAAACCAUCUUGAGCCACUUGGCACUUGACGGGUUUUUACAGCCAGUGUCAAGCUUAGAGGCCUUAAGAAGGGUACAACAGGGAGUAACUUGCAGGAUCAGUUACUCAAAUUCAUGAGUGAGUGAGUGAUUUUAGUCAACAGCAAAGAAACAAAGCAAGCAGGAUCUUUAUCUUAUUUGUAUAUAUUUUUUUUAACCUAUGUGUCUCCAUUAUACUGCUGGUCAAAGAUACACACACAAACAUAUUGCAUGGCAUCACGUAACACUUUAUCAGCUUAAGUUCCCAUGGUAAACAUGAAAGAACAUAUGUGACUCACAGAAAGUUCCUCCAAUCUUAAACAAAGCAUCAGUUUAUUUGUAUUUUUGAGGCCAAAGGAACUGGCCGAGGGGUUAAAUCCGCAGAAGAAAGGCAUCGAUGCAAUUUGAUGUGGAUAAUGUUUCCCGGGUCUCCUGAAGCAGUGCUGGCUACCACGGGAUCAAUAUUUGAUUUUGUUUGACCUAGAAAGUCAGUGAGGGUUUGCCCCAGCUGAACGGAGCUGUCAGAUGAAGGACAGCAAGGGUGGUGAUGGGCAGCACGAGUUGACCGGGUGAGUGUUUCUUGCCUUUGGAGGGAGAGCGAGAGAUGUGGAGCAGAACCAGCCCAAAGCUGCUUCUCAGGACACUGAGAGGUGACCCCAGUCUGCAGAAAGCACAAAGGAGGGGGGAGCUCCGCUCCGAGGAAGGGAGGCAGGGUUGGUUGAAGGCAAGUGGAAAACUCAUCCUAUGGGACUUCAGAUUCUGGUGGAUGGACAAUGAUUCAGAGAAGGA